Bombina bombina (fire-bellied toad) is the source of this 2856-nucleotide messenger RNA. It is a transcript of the gene TMEM232, whose product is annotated as transmembrane protein 232. The transcript is spliced from 17 exons. NCBI's taxonomy places the organism in Eukaryota, Metazoa, Chordata, Amphibia, Anura, Bombinatoridae. Bases 1 to 2856 code for a protein of 951 amino acids. The record is from RefSeq and is a predicted model, not a curated record.
AUGCCGAUUGUCAAGCUACCAGUAGUUCAAAGGUUUGGAAUAAUAUCAACUAAAUAUCAACUUGAUCUUCAGAAAAGGUUCUUAGAAAAAAACGAGCAGCCUGUAAAAAAAAGUCCCAGACGGCCUUUGGAAAUCUCAGAGGAGUUCAUUGAACAGUUUAACAAUGCAGCAGAUUCUGAUGAACAGGAACGUAUGCUUGAUUUAGCACAAAAAAUUCUUCACAAAUGCAAGAGGACAUCCGGCCUAAAUUCAAAGGGCUCUGGAAAUCAUGUGAAUCUCCACCUUGCAUGGACAGAACUGAUUUUGCUAGCACGAUGCAAGGGCAAAAUACAGGAAGAAGCUUUAGAUAUUUUGUUUGUUUCCAUGGAUAACGCUAAUAUUGAACAAGAACAUGUAGAUCUUUUGUUCUUCAUGGCUGAAACUGUGGUUUAUAGAAUUUGUUCUGAUUCAUCUCAAAUGCCCAAGUUGUACUCAAGUGAUAUUAAACUUUUGAAGCUCGGGUAUUUGACAUUUUUAAGACUCUUUAUAUGUCAUAUAUUUGGACAACUAGAGCCUUUUGAAGACCACAAAGGGAGACUGUCUGAAUAUUUGGAAGCACUUCCUGCAUGUGAAACAACAUAUCAAUCCUAUCCAAAUAUUCUGCUUUCAGUCCAUGUAAUGUUACAAAUUGGAAAAACCAUAUGCUCUUGUAAUGGUCCAUUAGAAAAUUCAGAUUCAUUCCAGAACUCUCUAAAAGCAAAAAUGGCGGCCCAACCAGACUACGAGAAGAUAGCUCUAGGCUAUUUUGAGGCCUCCUACAGGCUCCUGGGAACACUUCUACCUAAGCUCCUUACCACACCACCAUACGACCCUAUGCCGGCUAGCCAGGCUUUGCGGGUAAGCGGAGCUCACAAUACAGAUCAGGACUACAUACCCGCAGUCAUCUAUACACAUAGAGCUGGUGUGGAUGUUGUAUCUUUGGAUCGACGGAGAUCCCCCACCCCUUCUAUUGCUGGGAGCCCUUCUGAGCAUGGUUCUGGCUUCAGACACGGAGCAGCAUUAGGAUUCUACGUGAGGAGCGGCAUAAAGCUGUAUCACUCACAUGCCACGAGCGAGGUUUUGGAAGGCCUGACCAUUCACUUGGUCCAACAUUUGGAGCCCUUCCAGACGAAAGGUGAUUUUGGCAGAUGUUCGUUCCGGCUGGCUCAAAGAUUACCUUCAGCUUUACGUUCUGGUGUGGGGUGCAUUUUUUUGGAUUUUCAUGACGAAUGUGCAUUCGUCCGAAAACGAAUGCACAUCCCUACAAGUAAUCAGAGUAGCAAAUCCCCAAGACUUAUAACGUUGAAAAGGUUAGGCAAAAACCUUUCCAACUGUAGGUCUUGGGAGUCUACAAUUCCAUUCUCAUCUGCUGUGUUAAAUUGGGAAAUAAACCCUUUUGUUUGGCAUUGCCUCCUGAUUUGGAUACAUGCGCAAAUGGAUAGCCCUCAUUUGUAUGAUGUUAUUCAGCAUCUCCCAUUGUAUAAAGAAGGUCUCCGUCAAGAAAAUUGGUUGCAUUCACUUUUGGCAGUAUUUGUUUUGGGAGAAGCUGCUAAAUUAAACAUUUUCUGUCUGAGAGCCUUAAUGGAACUUGGGCAAGAUUUUGUCACUUUCCCAGAGCACCAAACUCAAAUACAGAAUUCAAGCUCGAAUAUCAGCUCUUUUUUUCCUUGGACAUGGGAAGUUGCUCAUAUUUACAUUAUGUUACUUUCUGACAUCUGCCUGCAUGGUACUACAUCUGAGAUACAAAAGCAUGCUUUUAUUGGGUUUAAAAAUGAAAAUCAAGCCACAAGAGAAUGCAAUGGGGCAAGCUUGCAUGAAUUAUUACAUUUGAAUUCAUCACAGACAUCAGACAUUAGAAGUAAAGGGGUUUUUCUUCCUCAAGACAAGAAGUCUAAUGGAAAGGCAAAGCUUCAGUUAAUUUUUGUUCUUUUCCUCAAAAUUCGAACCAAUGAUCCUCCUCCUCAGAUCAAAAUCAGGAAUCUACUAGACCUUCCGGGAAAUCUAAUUCCUGUUGGAGCAAGUCUAAGCAGAGGGGCAGACUGCACCUUUUUUCAGAAGGCAUGGUCUCAAUAUGUUCAGGAACCUUUGGUCCUUAACAUAGUUUUUCAGGGAUACAGAGUGGGAUUCAGAUUAAGACCUCCAAGUGGGAACAUACUGUGGACUAUUCGCUAUGGAGCUGUCUACAAUCUGGUUAAGGUUUGCCAUGAACUCCGUGGGGAUGUGAAGCGAGAAGGUCUCAGAAAUGCAGUAUGGAAAGUGUUGUACAACCAGAUAAGCAAUGAAAAUGAUAUUCGGAUACUAGAUGCUGUGAAAGUAGCCGAGGCUGAAGUAAAUGGUCCAGAAAAUCCUUUCAUUAGUACAAAUGCUAAGGCUUCAUCAUCUGCAGUGUGCUUGGCCUUUUCCCAGCAUGCAGGAUUCAAACUUGCUAGUGCACUGUCUCGUCGUUUCUUGCCCAUUGAGCCUUACAUCCCUUUACCAAAAAAAACUGUUCAAAGUAAAGUACCUAUAAAGCUUCCUGAAAUAAAGCAACACAGCAAGGAAAAAAAAGUGUCUCAUCUCUCUUUAAGACAAGAAGAUUUGAAUGAAGAAGCGCCUUUUAAACAACCUGCACAGUAUAUAACCCGUACAAAUAUUGACUUGCAGAAAGUUGUAAAAGACCAGUGGGAGAAGGAACUACACAUUAGAAUGAAAGAAGAUGAAGAAACCUUGAAAGCAGAACUACAUGAAAAGCAAAAGAAAGAAGAAGAACAUUUUAAAGAAAUAAUGAAGAAAAGGGAGCAAAAACUUAAGAAAACCAGCAAACCUUAUGAGAUUCCUAUAGCCAAAAAUAUCUGCUAA